Molecule: messenger RNA, 1328 nt
Organism: Dermacentor andersoni
Lineage: Eukaryota; Metazoa; Arthropoda; Arachnida; Ixodida; Ixodidae
Source: RefSeq, a predicted model, not a curated record
UGGAGCAAUAAAUUUGAAAAUUGGUGCGUGGAAGUCAGCGCUGAAAUGUGACGCAGUAUGCAACGUUUAUUCUUAUCUGUUUACUUGUUCCAAGGCUGCAUGAGUUUCAAUUGUUUAUCAUUGUCAUGAUGGCAACUGUGCAGGACCAAGAACUCUAUACGACCUACUCGAUAGCGAAUUGGUGGAGUGGGACUCAUCGCCGUGCCUACCGCAGCCACCUAGCCUAGAGUCUGCCAGGUGGGCUGAGCGGUGCGCUGGCCACACGCGUCGACGCCGACCGCGACCGGCGCGGAGCCCGCGGUGCCAACCCGGACAUGGGGCCCGGCAGCGUCGACCUGUCGAACCUACGGCGCCGUCACUCAGGCCGGUUGCGGUAUUCGCUGCUACUAGAACCGCUAGCCGCCCUGCAGCAGCUAGGGCUGACCGUCAUUCUUCUCGUGCUGCUGCUGUAUCCACACGUGAGCAAAAGGAUGCGAUUGCUGGGUCGCGGAUACAACCGACAGCUGUCCGACAAAUUCAGCGUUGGAUACGCACCAGGUUUCAGCCGUGGCUGCGGAAACACCAGUCCCUGCCGAGAUGCGGUUCAUUCGAACCAGUGUUCGAAUCCUUCCACGAGGAUCUGGUGCCAGUGACGGCACGAGAUUUUGGAACAGCUGAGUUUAUGGUGUCUGACCAAGGAUCCUUCUGUCACGAUGAGAGUGGAGGCAUUCUGAAGAAAAAGGAGGAACUCGAAGGCGUCCAGACGGGAGCAAGGUCCACACCGUGCCAUCUGGAAGAGAGAAAAGAGGAGAGAAACAACGUGGAUCAGAAAAGGAAAGAGAGUGUAAACUCGAAGGAUGCGCUUGCUGGGUCGCGGAUACAACCGGCAGCUGUGCUACACAUUCAGCGUUGGAUACGCACGAGGUUUCAGCCGUGGCUGCGAAAACGCCAGGCCCUGCCGAGAGGUGGUCCGCUCAAACCUGUGUCCGAGGGCUUCCACGAGGAUCUGGAGCCAGCGACGGAUGACGAAAACGAAGAUUUUGGAACAACUGUGUUUUUGGUGUCCGACCAAGAAUCCUUCAGUCACGAUGAAAGUGGAGGCGUUCUGCUUCAAAAUGAGGAAGUCGAAGGCGUCCAGACUGGAGCGAGGUCAACACCGUGGCAUCUCGAUGAGGGAAAACAGGAGGGGAACGACGUGGAUCAGAAAAGGAGCGAGAGUGUAGAAUCGAGUGAGUGUGGCAAAUGUGCAAUAGCUUUAAAGUGAUGACAUUCUGUACGCAGCUUCGGUAAAAGAGGUCCAUCGUCAACCGAGAUCAGCUCUCGGUUUCUAAACUGAAAUGCCACCCGCC